AUGAAGUCGCACCUCGCCAUGCUGGACUUCCUGACCCCCAACGACCGCUCAACGCUGUCGAGAUUCACAUCCUACGCCCACUCCCAGAGGUUUGCCGCCUUCGUCAACGACCUGCUCUUCCAGUUCCUGGGUCGUGACGCCACCAACGAGCCAAUCGACCCUCAGGCGCUGGCUGCCGCUCGGGAGCUAUCCGCCAACCUGGUGCACAGCGUCAUCAAGUCGAGUUUCCCCGUUGUCACCUUCCCGGUCCUCGUCGUUGCCAUGAUCUUCAUCAAGGACAUUGGCAGCAGCAAGUUCCCUGUAGCCACAGGAUCCGAACCCCAUCUCUUUGUGAUUGCCCUGAUGAUCGCCUACAAAUACUGUGACGAUGCCGCCUCGGGCCUGCCAACCAAAGAGUGGUCCCGCAUCACCGGCCUUGCCCCCGCGCUGCUCGCCAGCCUUGAGCGAGAGUUCUGCGCGGCCAUCGAGUACAACUUUUAUGUCGAUCCGGACCUGUUCCGAGAAUGGGUCGCCUACUUUGAGAACCACGCCGAGCUCUGGCAAGAGUAG
Messenger RNA from Polychytrium aggregatum, 549 nucleotides. RefSeq lists its product as uncharacterized. The coding region runs from base 1 to 549 and encodes 182 amino acids. Gene Ontology annotation, cellular component: cyclin-dependent protein kinase holoenzyme complex; nucleus. The record is from RefSeq and is a predicted model, not a curated record. Gene Ontology annotation, molecular function: protein kinase binding; cyclin-dependent protein serine/threonine kinase regulator activity. The transcript has a single exon. NCBI's taxonomy places the organism in Eukaryota, Fungi, Chytridiomycota, Chytridiomycetes, Polychytriales. Gene Ontology annotation, biological process: regulation of cyclin-dependent protein serine/threonine kinase activity.